Messenger RNA from Phytophthora sojae, 639 nucleotides. RefSeq lists its product as hypothetical. The transcript has a single exon. The coding region runs from base 1 to 639 and encodes 212 amino acids. The record is from RefSeq and is a predicted model, not a curated record. Lineage: Eukaryota; Oomycota; Peronosporomycetes; Peronosporales; Peronosporaceae.
AUGCAAAACUUCUACGAGUCAAUUCCAAAGACCAAGCUCAAGCGAUUCCCCAAGAAUCCUCACUUUGAGCUGCCCUUUAGAAUGGUUGUCGCGAGUCCAAGUGGAUCAGGGAAGUCGAACACUGUUCUUUACAUCAUUGCGCUUCUUAGCAAAUGCUUUACACGAAUAAUCAUUUGUACAAAGACCAAUGAGACGCUGUAUGAUCACCUAAAAGAUACUAUCGACAAUGUCCAGGUGAUCGAAGAAGGAAUGGUCCCAGCAAUGAGCGAAUACGACUCUGAAACGAGCAAAUUGAUUAUCUUUGAUGACCUCGUGUUAGAACCAAAGAAAACUCAAGCUCAAAUUGGACAAUACUUCAUAAGGGGAAGGAAGGCCGCUUGGAGCAUGAUCUACAUCAGCCAGAGCUACUUUGGAAUACCAAAGACCAUUAGAAUCAACUCUCAGUACGUAAUUCUUGGGAGAAAUUUAACGAGCCGCGACCUUGGUAUUAUCUGUCGCGACUUCCCCACUGAUAUUCCGAUCAAAACAUUUAUUGAUCUUUACAAACGCACAACAUCAGAGAAGAUGACUACCAUGCUAAUGGAUAUCACUGAUAGAAAAAUAUAUCGCAAUGUCAUCGAGUAUGUUUGCGACUUGUAA